This is a messenger RNA of Monascus purpureus, 318 nucleotides long. NCBI's taxonomy places the organism in Eukaryota, Fungi, Ascomycota, Eurotiomycetes, Eurotiales, Aspergillaceae. The record is from the annotation of a GenBank genome assembly.
AUGGUGAGCUCGGGGAGCCCCCAGGUCUUUUACUCCUGGGAAGUCGUCUGGGAUGCAGCGCUGCGGGCCUUCAAUGUCGCCAUGGAAGCGUCGAGGAAGUCGCAGCUACCCGUCCACGACCAUCUGGGUGUUUUCGGCAAUGCCAGAGGCUGUAGUCUGGUCUGCGAUGUCUUUCUUCGCAUUUCUCCAGGAUUUUACCACGAAACCUGUCUUCGGAUCCCCGAAGAAAUUAACACUGAGCUCGUUGCAGCCAACAGGGGGCUGAGACGAGGCGUGGUUCUGAAUCUGAGACGCGGGUCACCGAAGCAGCUAAUCUAG